This is a messenger RNA of Coprinopsis cinerea okayama7#130, 969 nucleotides long. RefSeq lists its product as hypothetical. The transcript has 2 exons. The record is from RefSeq and is a predicted model, not a curated record. NCBI's taxonomy places the organism in Eukaryota, Fungi, Basidiomycota, Agaricomycetes, Agaricales, Psathyrellaceae. The coding region runs from base 1 to 969 and encodes 322 amino acids.
AUGAAGCUCCUUCCAUUCGUCUCAGCAUCUGUUGUUCUUGCUGCUGGUCUUGCAAGGGCACAGGUUGAUUACAACCCCUAUGAUUCGCGAGACCUCACUGAGGACGCGCUCUUCGAAGCCCGCGACUUCGACGACAUCGGUGCCUACGAGGCCCGCGACUUUGGCGACUUCGACGAAUACGCUGCUCGGGACUUUGAUGACGAGGGCGUCGCCGCCCGGGACCUCAAUGACUACGUCGACUACGCUCUCCGGGAUGUUCUCGACCAAGAGAUUGACCACGCCCUCCGAGAGCUGGACGACGACUUUGCCGCUCGUGAAUACGAGCCGGUGGAGUUCGAAGCGCGUGAAGUCGACUCUUUCGACUACGAGGCCCGCGAGUUUGGCGAAUCUGACGAUCUCUCCUUGCGUUCUACCGUCCUCGAGCGGUUCAGCACUAGGGAGUUGGUCGAUGAACUCAACGCCCGCCUGAAAGAGAUCGAAGAGAAGAGGGAGGCCGAGGUUCCCUCUGGCAGGAGGCGAAAGGCCAGGGCCAGGGCUGGAUCUAGGCACGACCUCCCUUCUGGCCUCACUCCAAGCCAGCGCCGCAGGCUCAUCAAGCAAAGGAGGAGGGCUCAACGCGAGAAGGAGCGGACCAGGAGGCUCUUGGAACAGAAGAUGGAGGAGAUCAAGACGAACGCGAAGAAGAGGAGGAGACGCCACUCUAAGGGCAAGCCCGACCCCGCCGAGCGGCCCGCGGCUGCGAAGCCCGCAGAGAAGAAAGCGGGCGAGGCGGCUGAGAAGGACACGAAGAAGGCGGAGAUCAGUAAGCCCAAGCGAGAUGAGCCGCAGGUGAAGAAGGACACGGGUUCUCCAGCCGACAGGCCCACAGCGAAGGCCUCCCCCGCCUCCUCCGAAAAGAAAGCCGCUGACAACAAUGCAAAACCUGCCGCUGCUGGUGAAAAGGAGGAGCCCAAGCCCGCACAGCAGUAG